CGUUUUCAUGACGAUCAUGGCAGGCAUUGAUCAACGACGUGCGUUUGUUAUGUGGUGCUUGCCUAUGCUUUGCUCAUCGUUUUAACGUGCCCAUUUGUCAAUGUUGUGGCGAGUACUACUCCCAAACAGGCACAAGAGCGAACAACCGAAGUGCUCCAGCAGCUGUAACUGCGUUCGAGUGCUGUCAUUUUCUGCUCGUCAGACCACGCUCACAUGUGUCUGAGGUGCCGUCAUUUCGCGGUAAAUUACGCAAAAACAUACUUGUCAUUACUGCAGCGUGCGUUCGAAAACCACUGUAAUUUAAUUCAAGUUUGAUGUUCCAUGUAUGUAUGGUGCUACACUGUACGAAUUUCACUGAACCACUAAACGAAGCACAAACUGUGCUCCCUUCAGCGCCAUACAAAUGAAUACCUCAUAAGGCUGUGCCAACUGUGCUUCAAAUGCUUCAAACGUGCCUCGCAGUGUCAUACCGAAACACCUAUGAGUGAAACCGGUGAUUUCGUGAUUUCUGCCCCAAGUAUUGGGGAAGAAGAUAGUGACAUAAUCGAUGCGGAACUGGUGCUUCCAGCUCCCGAAUCUGAUUACGGAAGCGUACAGAGUGAAGACAAAAGACUGUAUGAAGUCGAAGAGACUGAGAAUAAUGCCAACGAAGACCUCGACGAAGGCGACUCGAAUCACGCGCGAAGUGACAAACGCGACGAACCUACGCGGGAAGGCGUCGCUGAGACUGCCGAUAGCAUCGAAGAUGAUCGGGACAUCGAAAAUACGCGGGGCUACUGCGAUGCGAAAAAAGACGACGAUGGGGAAGAACCCAGAAGGCCUUCAUGCGGCGGCACUUCCAGUGGUAAAUCUGAUCCAGAUACGGACAGUGUCUCCAGCAGCGUGAGCAAGCGAAAGCGGGGAGUGCCGAUCUUUUCUCCCGGAACUAGAGUCGAAGCUCAAGAUUUCCAAGAAAAAUGGUACCCAGCUAAAGUGGUGACAGUCGACGAAGAGGAUGGGGAUGUGCUCAUUCACUUUGAAGGCUGGAGCUCUCGUUACGAUGAGUGGGUCUCAAUGGAUAGCCCCCGACUUAGAUAUGCUCCGCAGCAGAGUACCCGCAAGAGGUUAAACCUAAAGUCCACUAAAAAGGUUGCUUAUAAGGAAGGUGAAGAGGUCUUGGCACGUUGGGCGGAUGGUAGGAAAUAUCCCGCUAAAAUAUUGGAAGUGAAUGCAGACGAGAGUUAUAUGGUGCUAUUUUAUGAUGGAUUUGAGAAGCGUGUCAAAGGCAUCAACAUCGAAAAAAUGCCACGAGACAAAAAGGGUAGCGUGACAUUUCCGAAAUUGCCGCAGAAAGACACUCCUACGAAGGAAGAAGCGAAAAAAACGAGCAAAGAACCACAGACGGAGCCCAAGAAGGCUCCAUCCUUGGUGGAUGUACAGAAGGCAGAUUCGAAAAAGGUCCACCCGCACCAGGAAAAAGGCAAUAGCAGCAUGAGAUCUAAAGAUCAGAAAUCUGGCCUCAAGCCUGACGGAACUGGCAAGAAAGCCGACAAACGAGAUGGAAGCGUGUCGUCUUCAUCUUCGUCGUCUUCGCACAGUAAAAAGAAGAUCCUCUUGGUCGGGGGAAAGUUCAUGGCCAAAAGGGAAGACAGUCAAGAGGUUCCCCUGAGUGUGAGGAAGAAGAGCGAAAAGAAAGAGGGCGUUAAAAGAAAGCGCGGGUUUAGUGCAAGCGACGGUGUCAACUUGAAGAGGGAAAGGAAAAGUUCCGUCACAAAGCGAGACAGUUCCGGACAGAGCUCUGCGUCUAGCUCAAUGCCCUCCACUCCAGCAGAAUACAGUUGCGGGUUCUCAGAUAAUUUUUCUCAUAAUGGAGAUUCGUCAGCUACUCCUCAGUUCACUCCCGAUGGAAGGCGAAUUGCUCCAAAAGAAUUCAUCAUUGAAGAGGAUCAUAAUCACUUCAAAUGCACCUUUGAAGGGUGUAACAAAAGCUUCAGAAAAGAGCCAUUACUCCAAUCACACCUGAAACACUACCACGGCAGUACCUCACCAGGCACGGCAACCACGCCGAGCAAGCGGCGCAGCACCGACAUGACCCUUGGCCAUGCUAGUAGUACCCCUCCGGAGAAGGUGCAGACCCAUGCUAGUACCCAGCUGCAGGCAAAAGAGGCAGUACAACAUCCCGCAGAAAAUGCUUCAAAACAGGAGGCCGACGUUACUGUGAAAAGUGAAAGCGUUUUGAGCAAUGCGGAAGGGAUUUCGGAGGAAGCAGCGGUUCAGAAUGUUACUGAAGAAAUGACUAGUGUUGCUGAACAUUUACUGCCUUCUUUGGAGCAAACUGCAGCAGCACCAGUGACAGAAUCUACUGGUGAUACUGUUACGGCUGUUGAACCAAUAGUCCUUGCAGAAACUAGCACUUCAGCAGCAGCAGCAGCAGUAGCAGAUGUUGUAGCUUGUCCUCCAGUGGACACAUUGGUGAGUGCACCACUACCACCUUCAGUUGGAACAGCCAGUACUCCAGUUGUGCAGAAAGCACCCCGUCGAAUGCGUUUCGUGCCUCAUUACGAAAGCUUGGCCAAAGGACGCGAGAAGCGCAAGAUUGCGAAGACCGAAAAGGCACUGAUUGCCGACAUGGAAGCUGCUGCCAGCCGCAGGGGGGCUCACGGAGAACGCAAGCGGAAGCGAACCUCCAGUACACGGAGUGACAAAUCUGAGGAUGGCCAGGUGAAGCAAACAACAAGCAAGGAAAGCCGAAAGUUAAAGCUAUCUGAAACGGGGACAUUCCCCUCAAAUGGAGAUGCAGCUGAAGCACAUUCUUCGCAUCCACCGCAUCACAGAGGGAAGCGGAAGCGGCACAGUUUACCUUCCGUUUCGGAGUCUCAGUCGUCACAUUGCAGUGUAAAAGAUCAUCCUGAGCCAGGCCAUAUGAAAACUAUAGACCCGGUGGAUAUCAGCAGCGACGAAAUCGUGCGCUGUAUCUGCAACUGCGAAGAAGAAAGCGGACUCAUGAUGCAGUGUGAGGUAUGCCUCACAUGGCAGCAUGGUGCCUGCUUCAGCAUUGAGGAAGAGAAGGAUGUGCCUGACAAGUAUGUCUGUUACUCCUGCCUCAACCCCAGAGCCAGGCGCUCACAAAGUGGAAAUGAAACCUCUUCCAUAGCAAAGAACAAGCAGCCCAAGAUGCAAGAGACCAAAGAAAGCUACUCAGGCGUACGAGAAAGCUUCCGUUACAAGCACGACCAGGAUUGGUUCACACGAGGCGAGAUGGCGACUUUUGCGUUCCUGAAGGAUAACGUCCUGCCAAACCCAAGGCCAGAGCCUGUCAAGGCCACACAUAAUCUUAUGGCGUCGAUGCACAAUGUGUUCUCAGCCCUGAGGGGUAUGACGCACAAGAUAAACAUUGCAAGUGCAGAGAACCAUCCAGACUUGAAACACUUUGCAUUGCCCUGGGGAGAGGGAGGUUACGCGAAAGGUAACGUCUGCGGGAAGCCCAGCGAGAUGACGGCUGGCGAGAUGACAGACUUUUCGAGGCCCGGUAGAGACAUCUUGGUGUCUCCCUUUGAUCACACCUAUUUCGGUCAACCGGAAUGCAGCAAUGGGGUUCAGGAAGCGCCUGACGUUGUGGUAACCAGCCUCGAGGAGCCUCCUGAAGAGAUUCUGGUGCAGGACGCGGACGGGUUAGAAGUAGGCUGUGUAGAAGAGGUCACUGAACCCAAGAGCGAAGGCAUGCUCGAGAUUGACGUCAUUGCCGGCGAAGAGGAAGUCGUCGCCGUCGCAGAUGAUGACGAGGAUGAUGAUGCCUCUACUUCGCAAGUGCUCGAAGUGCCAGGCAUGGAAGCAGGACCCAUACAGGAAGCAGUGCAGGAACACGUGGUGGUGCCUCCUCCCGCGGACAUUGGAAACAAAAUUGACCCCGAAGUGUGUAAAAAGAACCUGCUGAAUCACAUCUUCAGCAUGCAGGAUCAACUUGAUCUAAAGUUGACGUCCAUGGAGGAGAAGUUGCAAGCCUUGGAGAAUGAAAGCAAUGCUGGGAACAACAAUCAAAGCCUGAGUGAGGAAGAAGAGGUCCUUAAGCUACGCCUUUCUUUGAAAGGGCUGAUGAAAGAUCUAAACGCUGUGCAUCGGCUCAGCAUGUUUCACUGAACCGAUCACAAACAAUUGUUAGUACCACAGUCUCCAAUUGGAAUAUUGCAUAACCACCCAUGCCGAUAGACCAAGUGGCUCGCUAAUGAUGUAAAAAAAUGUAUAUUAGACCCUACAGACUCUAUUGGCAGCGUUACGCUGCACCACUGUUACAUGACUUGUAUCUGACGUACUCCUGUGUGGAAUUUCACUUUGCAGUGUUGUUGGUAUUGGGCUGUAACAAAAGUUUGAAGCAUCGGUUGGGUGGAAUAAUAUAUUUUGUUGGUACCUGUACACAAAUUUAUUCAACCACCGUAUACGUGCCAUUUCGUUCCACUACCUGUCAUCAACAGUGUGGCAGCUGCACGAUUCCAAGCUUGGCAUCUCUUGGGGUGAUGAACUGUUCUAGGUGGUGGUUUUCACUCACUUCCGGUGAAUUGAAGUUCCUCCCAUUAAGGGAAUUAAGUAGAGAAACGGGAUAUAUAUGCGGUAACCCAAACGUUCACCUGCAGUGAAGUAGGACAUCCCAGCUAAGCAGCACCAAUUCCUAUGCAAGGAGUCGCCUGGUCUAGCAUUGUCCAUACUGACUCAAAGACAGCGCCACUCUGAUUGGCCAAUCCACUUGGGAACAGUAACGUGUUUGAAUGUAACGUGUAGUUGGGCAGCUGGAACUAUAGCACUUCAAAACUUGUAUGUAGCAGGAACUUCAGAUGCAGAUCUGACAUUUGGAGCGUUCCGCAGUACUGACUUGUUUCGUUCUCCCUCAGGACCGUUUGCACACCGUGUUGCUGUAAAUGAUCCAUUUUUCGUUGCCCAUGACCGACCGUUUCAAAAGCGGUUCGAUGUCAUCGGGUUUGAGCAGAGAAUUGCACUAGAAAUGGGCUACGGACUCUUGUUACAACUCAGUAUGUUGCCGUCCUGUAUUGUGAUACAAGUCAUGGGGCGAGAUUUGGUUGUAGUGAGAAAGUAUGUGUUUGUACCCGUCAUUAUGCAAAAAGAAGUUGAGUGCACACAUAUGUUGAAUUAUUUAUUAGAUCAUGCUUUUAGAAAGAGAUUAUUUUGAGUUGUGUCACAUGUUUCUUUCACCACAGUUGUUGUGUAUCUGUAAGUGUGGUGUUUCAGUUUAGGUACUAGUAAUGGGCCACAUAUGAUCAGUUCUGAAGUGUUGAACUAAAUUUAGAGUUAGUUGAAGUGCAGUAUCAGACUAAUUUUAGGGACCCCAAGAAUUGGGACUCUUUCAACAAAGCACCUCUGCAAUCAAGCUCAUAUCAUCUUGAGUAUGUCCAGUAUUUUGGACCAUUGCUUUUAAAGGAAUAAUUCAAAUUGUCAUACAUGUUUGGGCUCGAAUGAAUUUUAGGAAAAAUUUGGAAUGUGUGAUAAUUUGAGCCAAUCUUAUGGCUCCUGGAGCUAAAAAAAAUCGGUCUCCAUCUCUGUCUGCCACAUGCAAUAUCUAUAAGCCUGUUGUAUAGCCUGGUGUCUUGCAGAAAUUUUCAACGUUGCGAGUUGGGAUGAGCUAUCACCUGAUGAUGGUGAUGGCAGGGUGGGUGAAGAGCAGGUUGUAAGGUGUUGUCCUGGCUUCACGUGUGUUGUGCCAAAUAACCUCACAUCAAUGUAGGUAUAUUCUGAGGGCAGUGCUAGCGAUACAAAUAAUGGAGCAGACUGACAAUUAAAUGACCACAUCACUUUCUAUGGAGCAAAAAUGAUUGGCUGCCCCUUCCUUUAUAAAAUGCAGAGGGCAUGGUGUGUAAUAUCGUGUGUUGCACAUAUCAGUUACAAAAUAUUACUCUUUUACAUGACUUCCGAAGGCGUCAGUUACAAUUAAAAACAAACGUGUAUAUGUAACUUACUGAAAUGUCUAAUUGCUUGCUGGCCCUUAAUUUUAAGGAGCUAUUGUAUGUAGGAAGUAUGCAUUCUUUUUUUUGCUGUAAGACUAUCGAAUGCAGCAAUGCUAUUCCAGACAGUAAGCAUUUUAUAAAUAAUUUGGCUAGUAGGGGUACUGCGAGAGCGCCCCGAACCUCAUGAGUCGUGUUGGGAUCCGGGAUGUCCUGAGUUCCGGUUGAUUUUAAUGUUCCAAAAUCCCGGGACUUUUUCAUAAUAAUUUUAGCACUUUGCGAUCUGUGGUGAAUACUGCAAACCUUUCAUGGGUGCUGUUGUGACACAGAACAGUGUAAGAAAUAAGACUUUAAUUUCUAGCAUGCAUGUUGAAUGUCAGUUCUUCAUCCCUACUUGUCUCUCAAGCAGUCUAAAAGCGUACACGUCUUGUCUCGUUCCUUACCAGGUGCCAGUAAGCAGGUUUCCACUGUUGACACCUGUGGCACGUGCCAGAGCCCCCUCCGUUACUUUCAUCAUUUGAGGGGUAUCGACGGUGGUGAACGUCAUUUUAUAGCACCACGCACAUGAACUACAGCGCAAAGAAGAAAAACAAAAGCGAGUGCUUUCGAAAACCAGCCUCUUCGUCAACAUUAAGCCGGAGGCAUUCACUUCAAGUUACUCUGCAAAUUUUGAAAUUUCAGAGAUUUAAUUUUGGAAGUCUAAUAUUGCUCCAUAUUCGGUGACAGUACGAGAUAAAUAGGCAGGUGCUAUGCGUGACAACUGAAUAAACAUAAAGCCUUUUAUUUGAGGAGAACAUAAAACGGGCCUUAUCAGUGUUUGUAUAGAAGGUGUCGCAUAUUAAAAACGAACGUUUUCACUAACACACGGUGACAGAGUGCCGAGGAGGGUAGUACACAAACGCUCUGGAUCCCGUCCCAGGAUUGGCUGUAAAAAAUCCCGAGAUCCCAGGACAGCAAAGGUGGCCUGGGAUUCCCAACCCAACUCAUGACAUUUGCCCCUAUGACGAAUAGGUAACAGACUCGCGACUUAGCAAAUGCGACUAGCAGAUAUAAUUUGAAGGCAGACAGCUUUUUUGUUACAUGGCAGAAUUACUAUUCUACUUUAGCUGCAAGCAUUUGUAAUAUAACGUGCCACAACUAGCUCACUUACAUGUGUGGCGAAAAAGGAAGACAAGAUGUGAGAGGAGUUACUGCACAUUUUAUUUAUAAAAACUUGAAUGAUUCAGGUCAAGCACUCAUCUAAGUCAAAUCAUGAUCAUCACUGUGAAAACUCAUUCGUGCACCCAUCUCAUUGUAGCAUAUCGUUUAAUAAACAUGUUCUAGCA
This is a messenger RNA of Ornithodoros turicata, 7252 nucleotides long. RefSeq names its product PHD finger protein 20-like. The transcript has 19 exons. NCBI's taxonomy places the organism in Eukaryota, Metazoa, Arthropoda, Arachnida, Ixodida, Argasidae. The record is from RefSeq and is a predicted model, not a curated record. Bases 481 to 4116 code for a protein of 1211 amino acids. Gene Ontology annotation, biological process: regulation of transcription by RNA polymerase II. Gene Ontology annotation, cellular component: NSL complex; nucleus.